AUGGAAAUUGUUCACGGAUGUAUGGACUUAGACCUUGCGCUCAGGACAGAGCGUCCCACUGCUACUACGGAAAAUCUGAACAUGGAUAAAAUUGAGAAGUGGGACUACUCUAACCGCAUGAGUCUAAUGAUCAUGAAACGCUCCAUUCCGGAGGCGUUUCGGGGCUCUAUUUCUGAAAGCACUAAUGCCAAGAAGUUUCUCAAAGAACUUGAGCAAUAUUUUGCCAAGAAUGAAAAGUCAGAAACGAGUAACCUUCUGAAUAAACUCAUUUCCAUGAGGUUUAAGGCAAAGGGGAACAUACGGGAGUACAUUAUGGAAAUGUCUAACAUUGCUGGGAAACUAAAGGCACUAAAGUUAGAGCUGUCUGAGGAUUUGCUCGUGCAUUUAGUUCUCAUAUCUCUUCCUGCACAAUAUAGUCAAUUUAAGGUGGGCUAUAACAUCCAAAAGGAAAAAUAG
This is a messenger RNA of Morus notabilis, 456 nucleotides long. RefSeq lists its product as uncharacterized. NCBI's taxonomy places the organism in Eukaryota, Viridiplantae, Streptophyta, Magnoliopsida, Rosales, Moraceae. The coding region runs from base 1 to 456 and encodes 151 amino acids. The transcript has a single exon. The record is from RefSeq and is a predicted model, not a curated record.